Fukomys damarensis (Damara mole-rat) is the source of this 5097-nucleotide messenger RNA. It is a transcript of the gene Ets1, whose product is annotated as ETS proto-oncogene 1, transcription factor. The transcript is spliced from 10 exons. Gene Ontology annotation, molecular function: sequence-specific DNA binding; DNA-binding transcription factor activity, RNA polymerase II-specific. Lineage: Eukaryota; Metazoa; Chordata; Mammalia; Rodentia; Bathyergidae. The coding region runs from base 16 to 1575 and encodes 519 amino acids. Gene Ontology annotation, biological process: regulation of transcription by RNA polymerase II; cell differentiation. Gene Ontology annotation, cellular component: nucleus. The record is from RefSeq and is a predicted model, not a curated record.
GCUAUUAGAAACAGUAUGGUCUUCGCAUCCCCUUCAGCAGCAGAGCGGCGCACUCCCGCAGGUAGUUGGAAGGAGCCCGCAGACCUGGAGUCGAGCUUCCUGGGUGCUGAGAGCAGAAUGAACUACUUUGUGGAUUCGGCCAUGAACAGCCCUGGCCCUUACCCAGCAUCUCGUCUUGCAGUGGCGAGGCAGGGACCUAUCAGCACUUUUGAAGAUCCUCGAAUGCCCUGUGGUUUCCAGUCCAAUUAUCACCAGCAAAGACCUUUCUUCCCAUUCUGGGAUGAGAUGGCCACUCAGGAAGUUCCUACUGGCCUCGAACACUAUGGCUCAGAUAUGGAAUGUGCAGAUGUCCCACUAUUAACUCCAAGCAGCAAAGAAAUGAUGUCUCAAGCAUUGAAAGCUACUUUCAGUGGCUUCACAAAAGAACAGCAACGACUGGGAAUCCCAAAGGACCCUCGGCAGUGGACGGAGACCCACGUUCGGGAUUGGGUGAUGUGGGCGGUGAAUGAGUUCAGCCUGAAGGGUGUGGACUUCCAGAAAUUCUGUAUGAACGGAGCAGCUCUCUGUGGCCUGGGUAAAGACUGCUUCCUUGAGCUGGCUCCAGACUUUGUUGGGGACAUCUUAUGGGAGCAUCUAGAGAUCCUGCAGAAAGAGGAUGUGAAACCAUAUCAAGUUAAUGGGGUCAAUCCUACCUACCCAGAAUCCCGUUAUACCUCGGAUUACUUCAUCAGCUAUGGUAUCGAGCAUGCUCAGUGUGUCCCUCCAUCGGAGUUCUCGGAGCCCAGCUUCAUCACAGAGUCCUACCAGACGCUCCAUCCCAUCAGCUCAGAGGAGCUCUUGUCCCUCAAGUAUGAGAAUGACUACCCCUCAGUCAUUCUCCGGGAUCCUCUUCAGACGGACACCUUGCAGACUGACUAUUUUGCCAUCAAGCAAGAAGUCGUCACCCCUGACAACAUGUGCAUGGGGAGGACCAGUCGUGGUAAACUCGGGGGACAGGACUCUUUUGAGAGCAUAGAGAGCUACGAUAGUUGUGAUCGUCUCACCCAGUCCUGGAGCAGCCAGUCAUCUUUCAACAGCCUGCAGCGCGUUCCCUCCUAUGACAGCUUCGACUCCGAGGACUAUCCAGCUGCCCUACCCAACCACAAGCCCAAGGGCACCUUCAAGGACUAUGUGCGUGACCGUGCUGACCUCAACAAGGACAAGCCUGUCAUUCCUGCUGCUGCCUUGGCUGGCUACACAGGCAGUGGACCAAUCCAGCUGUGGCAGUUUCUUCUGGAAUUACUCACUGAUAAAUCCUGUCAGUCUUUUAUCAGCUGGACAGGAGAUGGCUGGGAAUUCAAACUUUCUGACCCAGAUGAGGUGGCAAGAAGAUGGGGAAAGAGGAAAAACAAGCCUAAGAUGAAUUAUGAGAAACUGAGCCGCGGUCUACGCUACUAUUAUGACAAAAAUAUUAUCCACAAGACGGCGGGUAAACGCUAUGUGUACCGCUUUGUCUGUGACCUGCAGAGCCUGCUGGGCUACACCCCCGAGGAGCUCCAUGCCAUGUUGGAUGUCAAGCCAGAUACUGAUGAGUGAUGGACAUGGAAGGGCCGGGGCUACCCUUCUGCGACCUUUCAGAGAACAACUGUGUUGGUCGGACUCUUAAUUUUUAAUUGUUAUUCUAUUUUUUAUUUUCCAGAACUCAUUUUUUACAUUCAGGGGUGGGAGCUAAGGGAGCUGCAGCUGUAAUCCAUUGUGCGUGGUUGAAAGGGAAAGCCAGGAUUUGUGGGGUGGAGGGGCCAGAGUUCUUCAGCAGAUUUUCAGAAGAGAGGUAAAGGUCUUAGAAGCUUGAAGGAUCUGGUUUAAGGAAAGAAACAACUAAUGUGUCUAAUCAUUUUGUAAAAUCAUCCAUGACAGAAACACAUCUUGAGUUAUGGACCCAUUUGGAAGAGAAAUUGUUACAUCAAGAAUCCAAGACUGGUGAAAGGCAAUUAAUUUACUGUUGUUUUUAAAUCUGGGAGGGAAAAAUGAGGAGGGUGGGAUAAGAACAUUUUCUUUGGGGGACAGACUAAAAAAACCAAGGAUCAUGUACCUUUCACUCUGCUUUCCGAAAGAAAAAAGAUGGACUUUCAUGGGGAGGGGUCCAAACUGUUUUUGUGUUAAAAUUUAUUUUAUGAAAUUUUGUGCCAGUAUUUUUUUUUUCUCAAGAAAUUGUCUUAAGCUCUAAGGUGGUCUCAGUAUUGCAGUAUCAUGCAAGUUUGUUCUUAUUUGCUGGCUGAGGAUUCUGUCACAUUGAAAGAAAACUGUUUAUAUAGACCCCAUUGGAAAAGCAAAGCUCAGCCACUGAGAUCAGGGAUCCCAAAUUCAUGUGACUUAUAUAUGAAGGAAAUAUUAAUGCUGAUUUGGGCACAGGGGAACCGUGUGUGUGUGUGCAUUUCAUCUAUAAUUUUUAAAAUAUUGUCACAGCCCUUUACUUAUUUGUCAUUUAUGGAUUCUCGGGGUUUAGACUUAAUGUUGAGCUACAAAACAUUAGGUCUGUGAACUGAAUGUAUUUUGGCAGCCCUGGGUUUGGACUAUGGUCAAUGUAGGAGCACUGCUGAAGCCAUGGAAAGGAAAUUGAAGGAGGAAGAUUAACUUGGUUCUUGAUAAUUCUCUACCUGUAACAUAGAUGACUUGGAAUUAAAGCUGUGUGCAUGGGCAUUACCCCCUCAGGUCUUAAGAAGCAUAUCCUGAAUGCGUGUUGUUCCAAACUAACACUCUUUUCCAAUUUCUUUUAUACCUUAUUCUUCCAGCAUCCCACAUUUAUUGCCCCCAUCCCCAGUGUUCAGUGGAGAGAAACAUAAGCUUUUUGACAGAUAACCGAGUGAUGUCAAACACCAUGGAACUGAAGAUUGUAGACUUGCUGGAUCUUAGCAGCCAUAGACACUUAGGAAGCAUUUCAGCACAGUGUGACUUGGCUGAUUUGGGGAAGAGAUGUGCAAAGGCUUUCCUUUGCAGAAUUGCAGCUAGGAGGAUAGGAUGUCAGAUGAGAUUCGCAUGCAGAGGAGGUGGUGCAGAUGACACUGGGCCUCGUGCUUAGAUCUGUUGCCCUGGAAGCAGGUGAGUGAAGGUUAAUGGGAGAAGGGAGGAAUGACUUGAAGGCAGAGGAAAUAAGGAAAGGAGCUUGAGUGAUUAAAAGAAGGUGAUCCAUGAUAUUUGGAUAUAUUUUUUAGCUUCCCCCAGUUUAAAUACAGUUAAGAAAGGGAGUUACCUUUAUGCUGGUUGUGAAACAAAUCUAAAAAUGAUGUUUGGGGCAAACCCCAACACGUAAAUAGUGAGGAAGUAUGCUAAUGUACUUAGAAUUCCUCCCACUGAAGACACUGCCAGUUAUGAAGCUGAUAGGACUGCCAUGACCGUGAGCGAGGGGAAGAAACAGUGCAGAUGGAUUUCUCAGGGCUGGCUCUUUUGGGGAUUUAGCUGAGAAACUGGAAGUGCUAACUACCUUGUAGCAUAUCUUCCUGGUGAGCUGCUGACUCCCAGAUCCCCUUUCAGGAUUAGCUUAUCAGGAACUAGCUCUGUGAUCCCCAAGGGUCCCCAUAUGGACCAAUUGGCACAUAUACAUGUAAAGCGAACACAGAGUGAUCUCAGCUGUGUAGUUUGAUCUUACAGAUGCAGGUGCCUUAAUGAAGCUCUCCAAGUAUUUUAGGAGCUGCUCAGGGAGUGUUAGGUGGAACUGUUUGGAUGACAUUGUUUUUUUCUUAGGUUGUGUGAUCUUUGUAGGGCACUGGCAGAGAGAUGUAGAGAGAUUGUGUGUGUGUGUGUGUGUGUGUGUGCACGUGCGCGUGUGCGUGUAGUUUGUGAACAUGGAAAACUGCAGCUGAAAUAAUACCUGAACUUUCUAGUGAAGUUUUUUCAUAUUUUAGUUUUGGGCGAGAGCAGAAUCAAGGCCGGGUAUCGGUCAUUGCUUACUGUUUACAACCAGGCAUGAAAUCGCCAUCUCGAGUCAUCAGCCUUUCCUAAGAAAAGUGUGCUGAAAACUCCCCUUCUGUGAGUUUAUCCAUUGCCUGCAAUUCCAGUAGCAGAUAGGUGUAAGAAAGUGCCUCCUCGUACUCCUCAGCCCACUCUUUCGCUAAGGUGCCCUUUCUCCCCAUGUCCACCAUUUUCAGGAUUUGUAGCUAGUGUAUUAUUAGUGCAGACACCUUUGUCCAUCUGGCCAUAUGCUUUUUCCCCUUUUGUCCAAAGGCCAGAGACCAUCCCAAGAAGAGUGGUGGGUGGUUUAUACACUGGAAAUGUAGCAGCAUCAUUGCAUUUAUGUUUUUUAAAAACACAUGUUAACUUCCGAGGAAAGACAGGCAAAUCAGGUCUAGCUGGGUGAAACCCAUAUUAUUUUCCUGGAGAUGCCUUAAUCUAUAUAUGGGUUUUGGCUUUUGGGCCCAGAGUCACUUGGGUUCCUUUCUGCAUUCAGGGAAGGGACUUCCCUACACAGAGCCUGAUUGUGGCCUUGGGGAUUAGUGGUAGGAUUCCAAGAUCAGAUGUGCCCUUCCUCACUUUGGAGAUGAGCACUCUGGGUUUUAGAGCAUUAACCUGCCUAACCUUCAUGGGGAAAAAUACAUUUUCUCUCUUCUAGUCAUGCUGUGCAUGCUGCUUUCUCUGUUGGGGUCUAUAUAAAUUUGUUGAAUUUUUACCUACAUUCCAAAGAAGUGUCAAGGAACCAUAAAUAUAUGUAUACAUAUACAUAUAUGACAUAUAUAUAUUAAAAUGAAAUUAUCUCUAUCAGGAACACUGCCUCAGUUAUUGAACUUUUUUUUAAAGAAUACUUUUUUUUUAAAGCUGAGAAGUAUUGGAGUGAAAAGAUGUUAUAUUGUGUUUGACUAUUUUCCAACUUGUAUUUUCAUAUAAUUUAUAUUUUUUAAAAGCUGAAAAUUUUAAAGUGAGAUAAAAAGGAAAAGCAGGUGCUUUUUAAAAAUCAGAACUGAGGUAGCUUAGAGAUGUAGCGAUGUAAGUGUCUAUGUGUUUUUUUUUUAAAUGCAAAAAAAAAAUUUUCUUACCAGGGAGUUUUUGUUUGUUUAUUUUAGUAGCUGAUGCUGGCACAUCAUUUUGCUGGAGAGUUUUUUAUAUACUGUAGCCUGAUUUCAUAUU